GAAGAAGAAAAAAAAAAUUAUUUUAAUUUUUAAAAUAUCAUUACACUUAAAAAUAUUAACGUUUAGUUUGCUUGUUUAACCUAAUUGAAAGGUCAGGGAAGUUAGAGAUAAAAUGUAACGAUAACAUGUUCAACACGAGAUAUAACUAUUAAGUAGCACUUAAGUUCAAUUUCUGUAAGAGCAAAGAAUUGCUUUAAAUAUUCACGAUAUCAUAUUGGAAAGCUUCAACGAGAAGAACCGUUAGAGUAAAUAUAUAUUUUGGCCGGAACAAGAUAAUUUAAUGCAUACAAAUACAGUUCGGUUUCACAUACCUAUUUAAAAUGUACAACAAAAUGACAGUGCUUUAUUGGAUUCUCUUGAUUCAAUCUCUCUCUGUACAGUGCAUGAUCCAUCAUUAUCCAAAGUUAAAUCUUCCAGAGAUAGAUGGCGGUGAUACAGGAGCUCCUCUGUUUUUGACACCAUACAUUGAAAGAGGCAAUAUUACGGAAGGCAGACGAUUAGCUCGCGUACCGUUUACAGAAAGCUUGGGUUUCAAAAGUUAUGCUGGAUAUUUCACAGUCAACAAGGAAUAUGACUCCAACCAAUUUUUCUGGUACUUUCCAGCCAUAGUGCCAAAUAAGGAUGCUCCAGUUAUCGUAUGGCUGCAAGGUGGACCUGGUGCUACAUCUUUGUUUGGACUUUUUACUGAAAAUGGACCGUUGAGGGUGCAUAAUGGUAAAUUUGAAAAGCGAAAAUAUAAUUGGGCUCUAGGACAUCAUGUUAUUUAUAUUGAUAAUCCUGUUGGGACUGGCUUCAGUUUUACUAAAAACCCAAAGGGAUACUGUACCAAUCAAACUCAGGUUGGACAAGAUCUGUAUUCAACAAUCACACAAUUCUUUCAGUUAUUCCCAGAACUUCAAAAAAAUAAAUUUUUCAUAACAGGUGAAUCUUAUGCUGGAAAGUAUGUGCCUGCAUUUGCCUAUACUAUAUACAAAAACAAUCCUGCUGCAAAAGUUAAAAUUAAUUUAAAAGCAAUUGCUAUUGGAAAUGGAUUGAGUGACCCUGAACACCAGUUGGUGUAUAGCAAAUAUUUGUAUCAAAUUGGUCUUUUGGAUUGGAACCAGGCCAAGGUCUUUGCAGACUCUGAAAGUAAAGUUGUUGAAUUAAUUAAAAAUAAACAAUGGCUUCAGGCCUUUAAGUCAUUUGAUUCACUACUCAAUGGAGACCUUAUAAAUGGCAAAAGUAUGUUUUAUAACAUGACGGGAUUCGAAUUUUAUUUCAAUUUUCUACACACAAAAGAUUACUUUAAAAAAGAGGAUUUUGGACCAAUGAUUCAGAAGUCUUAUGUCAGAAAAGCUAUUCACGUGGGUAAUCUAAGUUUCCAUGAUGGUAGUAUAGUGGAGGAGAAUUUAAAGGAAGAUGUGAUGCAGUCUGUAGCGCCAUGGAUAUCUGAGCUGCUAGAUCAUUACUAUGUUCUAGUUUAUAAUGGUCAGCUUGACAUCAUUGUAGCAUACCCUAACACGCUUAACUACCUUAGAAAUCUUAACUUUACUGGAGCUGAUGAUUAUAAGACAGCAAAACGUUAUCACUGGUUGGUUGAUAAUGAGUUGGCUGGAUAUGUUAAGCAAGGUGGCAAGUUGGUAGAGAUAAUGGUGAGAGAUGCUGGUCAUAUGGUGCCUGGUGAUCAACCUAAAUGGGCAUUAGACAUGAUCACUAGACUUACUCAUGAGAAGACUUUUACUAAUAAAAAAUAUGUAACAUUUUAAGAAUAUUGUUUGUUCUAACUCUUUUUUGAAAAGGCAAUAAUCAUUUACUGUUGAUCAUAAUGGAAGUAUAUUUUUAAAUAAAUUUUUUAUGUAAA
Messenger RNA from Leptidea sinapis, 1840 nucleotides. Its product is annotated as venom serine carboxypeptidase. Gene Ontology annotation, molecular function: serine-type carboxypeptidase activity. The coding region runs from base 321 to 1745 and encodes 474 amino acids. The transcript has a single exon. The record is from RefSeq and is a predicted model, not a curated record. Gene Ontology annotation, biological process: proteolysis. Lineage: Eukaryota; Metazoa; Arthropoda; Insecta; Lepidoptera; Pieridae.